GUGAGAUCAGACCUCUUUGACUGUUUGUGUGAGUCUGAGGUGAGUGAUGGAGCUUGUGACCCGGGCCGUGAGCUCUUCGGGUUUGGUGUUCAUCGAGGCGUUGAGAUCUUGCACAGAGAUGUUUCUCACACAACCCUCUCAUCUGAGUGAAACUGAACUGAAAUCUCUGGACGGAGAUGACCGCGUGUUUAAAGCCAGAGAACUGUGGGAAAGUUCAGGAGCUGUGAUCAUGGCUGUCAGGAGACCUGGAUGAUUUCUCUGCAGAGGUACACACACACAAACACACGGACUCAACACACAGUGUGACAGUGGAGUUUCUCUGUACGCUGUAGUGAAAGAGAACAUCGGUACAGAGAUCCGGGACUUCAGACCUUUCUUUCAUGGAGAAGUCUUUCUGGAUGAGACUAGAGGUUUCUACAGGCCUCGAGAGCGUCUGAUGGGUUUCUCUGGUGCCGGUGUCUGGAGGAACAGCUGGAGAGCAUUUCAGAAUGGUUCCUAGGGUAACGUGUGGGGUGAAGGGUUCGUCUUGGGGACUGUAUACGUCAUCGGCCCACGUCAACAGGGAAUCUUGUUGGAGCACAGAGAGAUGGAGUUUGGAGAUAAAAUAAACAAAUGGGAUGUUAUUGAAGCUGUUAAAAAGAUAAAAACAGAAUGUGUGUUUCUGGAGUAACAGCAGUCAUGAGAGAUCUCAUGUAACAUAACAUGAAAGAAAGAUCAUGAAAAGAGUCAAAUACACUAUAAAGACUUAAGACAUGCGUCAUAUUGUUCCAGCGCACAUGUUUCUGUGUGUGUGUGUGUGUGUUUAUGUUUUUAUAUGUUAGUGGGGACCUAAACCUGAAUGCACACCAACACAUGGGGACUCGUGUCACUGUGGGGACCAAAAUUGAGGUCCUCAUGGGCACAAAAGCUUAUAAAUUGUACAGAACAAUAUUUGUUUUUAAAUAUAAAAAUGCAAAAAGUGUUCUAUGAUCUUUAGGUUUAGGGGUAGGGUUAGGGGAUAAAAUAUACAGUGUGUGUGCAUAUAUAAAUAGCGUGCGUGUGUGCGUGUGAAACAUCAAGACUGCUACUUCAUUUAGAGUUUAAAGUCAGUCCAUCAUCAACCACACACACACACACCUGAGUCAUCAACAAU
Messenger RNA from Triplophysa rosa, 1132 nucleotides. RefSeq names its product selenoprotein U1b (gene selenou1b). Lineage: Eukaryota; Metazoa; Chordata; Actinopteri; Cypriniformes; Nemacheilidae. The record is from RefSeq and is a predicted model, not a curated record.